AGGGCGGGGAGGAGGAGGAGGGCGGGGAGAAGCCCCGCCCGCUGCCGCGACGCCAUUUGCCACUGCCGAGCGUGGGCACGGGAGGCUCUCGCAAGCACGGGUGACCAGCCUCUCCUGAGCACGCUUCCCGACCUCCCGCACGGUCUUCGUGGCGCGCACUUCUCGGCGUUGCCCGUCGGAGUCACCGCAGUUCCUGCCGCCAGCCUGAGUGCGGUCCCGCACGCUGCCAGCCAGUCUUUGCCGCCAUGCCCAAGAAUAAAGGAAAAGGAGGCAAAAACCGGCGUAGAGGCAAAAAUGAGAAUGAAUCCGAAAAGCGAGAGCUUGUGUUCAAGGAGGAUGGGCAAGAAUAUGCUCAAGUAAUCAAAAUGUUGGGAAACGGACGAUUAGAAGCCAUGUGUUUUGAUGGUGUAAAGAGACUGUGCCACAUCAGAGGGAAACUGAGAAAAAAGGUUUGGAUAAAUACCUCAGAUAUCAUAUUGGUGGGGCUACGAGAUUACCAGGACAACAAAGCUGAUGUCAUUUUAAAAUACAACGCAGAUGAAGCUAGAAGUCUCAAGGCCUAUGGCGAGCUUCCAGAGCAUGCUAAAAUCAAUGAAACUGAUACAUUUGGUCCUGGGGAUGAUGAUGAAAUUCAGUUUGAUGACAUUGGGGAUGAUGAUGAAGACAUCGAUGAUAUCUAAAGCGAACUCAACAUUUUACAUUCCAGUCUUCCGGAAGAUUGUCCUUCAAGCUUGGAAAAGUUUUCACUAUCAUCUUCAUUGUAAUUUGUUGAGAUUACAGUCUUUGAAAAACUGUUAACUGAUAUGCUAAGUCCACUUUGUUGAUUCGAUUCAAUGGUCCUUAAGACUGUUUAAGAAAAAAAAAGCCUUUCCUACUUUGACCCCUUCCAGUAAGUAAAUGGGUGUUUUGAAUAAACCAUUUGCCUUGUACUCAGUAUAAAGUAUGACUAAGCCCUGCCUUUGCAUAGCUGUUGACUGGACAGUCUUUGUGUAUAUUCCAGUUGCCCAGAGAUUUUGAUACAAAUGGAGGCAGAAAUCUGUGUUUUGUUUUUGUUAUAUUUUGAGACAGAGUCUAACUUUGUAUCUGAGACUAGCUUGGAGUUCACUGUAGUACUGGUGGGCCUCAGACUUGUUGGGAUCCUCUUGAGUGCUAAGGGCAUAUGUAUGUACCACCAUACCUGGCAGAAAUCUAUUUAAAGGCAAAAAUGAUAGGUCUGCUUUUCAUAUUUAAGUAUGUGGCUAUUUUUAUACUAGUUUUGAUACCAUGUACAUUUUUUUUCAUGAUUUUAUUUUGCAGUCAUCGGCUUACUGGAGGAAGAAAGGCAUUUCCAAAAUGGUUUUUGGGGUUUGGGGGUUUUGUUUGUUGGGCGGGGAGUGUUGAGACAGGGUUGCUUUGUGUGGCUCUAGCGAUAAUGAAACUCACUCUAUACACCAGGCUGGCCUCAAGCUCAAAGUCGUUUUCCUGCCUUUGCCUCCCAAGUGCUGGGAUUAAAGGUGUGCGCAGCAGCUACCACCGACACCAACACCGCCCGUCUCCAAAAUAGUUUUUGAAACUGGUUUUUCAUGCCAGUUUUGAAUUAAGGUCAGUAGUUGCAAAAAUUGAACAUUAGGUGAUGCUUAGUUGUCUUAACAUAGAAAUACUAUUUUAAUUGUUGAGAUGGUUGCUUGUCUCAACUAGUGUGAACAGGACAUUUCCCAAAGAAAAGAUUGUUUUAAUCAUGUGUGUAGAAUAUUUUUACCCAACAGAAAGAUUGUAUUGGAGUAUUGCUUUUUGUUUCAGGAGUCUUAUUCACAUAAGCUACAAUUUUGAGUACUUUAUAAACACAUAAAACAUAGGCAAGUGAAAAUAUAAAUAUUACAGAGCAAAAGUAUAAAUUAAUGCUUUUUCAGGCUUUCCCUAAACGUGAGGGGAAAUGAGGGGAUAACAAACUUAAGCCUGAUGUAAUGGCAUGGCCUGUAACCCCGCACGGAAGGGCAGGGCAGGAGGAUCAGGAGUUCAGCAUGUUUUCAGAAACUGGUUUUUAAUGCCAAUUUUGAAGAAAUGUCUCAAAAAACAACAUUCAUAACAAGAUGCUUUCUUAUUUCUGAAUCAAAGAGCUAUAGCCGAAAAAGCAGCAUGUCACAGAGGAUCUUGUCGUCUGGUUUAACAUUAGGGACAAGUUUACCGUGGGGAGGGUCCAGGGGAAUCCAAUUUUCUUUCUACUGGGAAAUUAGGUUUGCUCUUAUUUAGGAGUUCUAAGACUAGAAGCUGAGCUAGUCGAAACUCACUAGACAUACUGAAAUCAUUUCAGUUUCAAACCAAGAUCCAUCCUGCAGCAUGUGGACCUUGUAUUUUGCUAUCAUCCAGAAAGCUUUUCAUUCAUGAAAACUGACACACAAAGGAAUGCGCCUUUCACAUGGUUUCACAAACAAGGAGAUGCGCUCUAGUUAUUUCCUAACUAUGACUUCAUCUCCUAGGUUUGCACACUCUGCCUCAAAAGCCGAGGUACCAUAAAAACAUUGGGAAAGACACAGUGGUGCAGUGUAUAUUUCUUCUUCUGUGGAGUUCCUCCGUGUUUAUCUUGGCAGACUGCAUCUGAGAACAAGGCUGCCAAUAGCCUUGCAGCGUUUGCUGAGCAAUUGUCUUCCUUAGUAAUUAGACCUCUGUACCUUAAAAGUGUUUCACCAGCUGGAUGUAGCGUACCCCUGGGAUCCCAGCUCUGGGGGAUUUGUCAUUGCAUAGUAGCUAGGGCUACAUAAGGCACUGGCUCAAAAACAAUAGAAACCAUUUUUGCUCAAUGUGCAGUAUAUAUAGAUUACUCUGUGAGCAGUGUUUUGCUUCUGCUUAGGUGAUACAGCUCAAGCGUUCAUUUUCUACUUUCUGUACCAAACAAGAUUUGAAAUGGUUUUAGAAAUUAGACAAUGACCCCACUUCCUAUCUCUUCUGGUGGUUUUAUCUUUUUUUUUUUUCUUCUUCUUCCCUAAAGCAGCAUUAUUGAGUGCUUUUGUAUCCUGGAAGAUCUGGAGACAUAUUGAUUUAAAAUAGUUGAAUACAGUUGUAUUAAUACAGUAUACAAAUGCUACCUGGAAGAGUUCUUUGAUGUGUAUUUGGUGUGGGAAUCAUAUAGUGUCACGAAUCCAGUUUUAGUUCUAAUAAGGAAUGGAAAUAGUCUUUAAGGAAAUUAUUUGGUUUCUUUAUUUUUGGUUCCUAUAGUAUAGCUCCAAGCAGCACCUAGGAAGAAUAAUAAAAUGUUUGAAAUCGAA
Messenger RNA from Mus caroli (Ryukyu mouse), 3242 nucleotides. RefSeq names its product eukaryotic translation initiation factor 1A X-linked (gene Eif1ax). Gene Ontology annotation, molecular function: RNA binding; translation initiation factor activity. NCBI's taxonomy places the organism in Eukaryota, Metazoa, Chordata, Mammalia, Rodentia, Muridae. The record is from RefSeq and is a predicted model, not a curated record. Gene Ontology annotation, biological process: translational initiation.